Cornus florida is the source of this 1789-nucleotide messenger RNA. RefSeq names its product B3 domain-containing transcription factor NGA1. The transcript has a single exon. NCBI's taxonomy places the organism in Eukaryota, Viridiplantae, Streptophyta, Magnoliopsida, Cornales, Cornaceae. The record is from RefSeq and is a predicted model, not a curated record. The coding region runs from base 534 to 1547 and encodes 337 amino acids. Gene Ontology annotation, molecular function: DNA-binding transcription factor activity; DNA binding.
GGCUUAUCCUCUCUCUCUAGCGUACAGAACAACUGGCUAGUUAGGUCUUAGCGCACAGAAUGAGUGGGAUAUGUUCAAUAUGAUGAAAGGGACACGCUCACAUGACUCCCUAACCACAUUAUUCAUCAAAACCACCCUCCAAACCUUCUCUCUCUCACACACAUACCCGCACACACAUUUACAUACACACACAAGCACCCCCAAUCACCCAUAUAGUUAGUUCAGUGAUGGGUCAACAAGAAGAAGAAUUCGGGGUCAUUUAGUCGUCCAUGGACUUGUCUUCUUUGCCCGGGUACCGAAAUUCCAGGGUCAAAUAAGAAGGCGCCGACCGAAUUUGCUCCUUUACCACCACCUCACAUAUCAAUACCAAGUUGAUCAGAAAGAGAUAUAUAUAGGUACAAAGUUCUGAUCAGAACCACCACUCACUUCUUGUUCUUCAAUCAUUUUGGGUUUUAUUUUCUAAGAUCUAGCUAUUCUGAUCAAAAGAAGACCAUAAAGAUCGAUAAAAAGAUUGGCAGUACUGUUGGGUCAUCAUGGAAUUUGUGGCAGAAAAAGAAGGGUUUCACAAAAACGAAGAAGAAGAAGAGGAAGAGAUCAUCAAUGAUACAACCAAUUUCCAAUUUUCUUCUUUAGGAACAACCACUUUUGAAAAAGAUUCAAUUCGAAAUUAUCACCAAGCUCACACGGUAUUAGAGAUCCAAGGUAGUACCAACUUUACCAAGAAGCCAGAGCUCAUAGAGUACUUGACACCGACAACUAACGGUGGUGGUGGUGGUGGCAGCGGAGGCAGUGGCGGUGGCGGCGGCGGCGGCGGCGAGUUUAAGGAGAGAGAACACAUGUUUCAUAAAAUUGUGACGCCAAGUGAUGUGGGCAAGCUGAACCGCCUAGUGAUACCAAAACAGCACGCUGAGAAGUACUUCCCACUCAACUCUUCCGUCAACGAGAAGGGCCUCCUCUUGAAUUUCGAGGACCGGAACGGCAACUCGUGGCGGUUCCGGUACUCUUACUGGAACAGCAGCCAGAGCUAUGUCAUGACCAAAGGCUGGAGCCGCUUUGUCAAGGAGAAGAAGCUCGAGUCCGGCGACAUCGUGUCUUUCGAACGCGGCGUGGUGGAUUCCGGCGAGCACCAAUUGUUCAUAGACUGUAGGCACAGACCCGAUGCUCGUGAUCCGGCCUACCUCUCACCUCCGCAGUCUCUCCAAUUGGGCAGAUUGUUCCCUCCAUUUAUGUCCAUGCCCUAUCAUGUUCAGCCUUAUUUUCAUCAUCAAACAGUGAAUUAUAGUAGUGGUUCUCAUGACUACAGUACCGCUGUAAACCCGGGUCUACGGUCAUCGGCUUCUCGUCGAAUUGGGGAUGUUCCAGUGGUGGCAAACUCGGCGACGGUGCUCGGAAAAAGUAGUACUCCAGGUGCAUCAAAGCGUUUAAGGCUUUUCGGAGUAAAUAUGGAGUGCCCUAUACCAGAUCACGAAUCCAAACCCUAUGUUACUAUGAAUUCACUUUCUCCUCAUCCUCCCUCCUCUUAUUCACUUCUACCUCCUUCCGGUUAACGCCCUAUGGGUGAGUCCCAAUGCCGACCGCUUGCACCGGAGAUUCAAAGAUGGCCGGGGAAGACUACUUCUUGUCCUUUGGUUUUAUACCUUUUGAGUGUAUUUUGCCUUGGAAGGCGCAAGUGAAUAUAUAGGAUGGUGAGUUGUUUUUAAAUUAAGCUUGAUUUUGUAUUAAUUUAUAGCUGUCUCUUAUAUGCUUAAGCUAUAAAGCAAAUCCAUCUGAUCCAUCAUUUCACAUCUCA